AUGGAUGGUUGGGAUGACGAAAUUAGUUCUCCGACAAGGAAAAAUGCUAUCUCUUAUAGAGAUAUUCUGAAACCCAAAAACAAGACAGAAGAACAGAAAAACAGGGUAAAGGACCAAGAGGAACCGUGGGACAGAAACCUCCUGUAUUAUGAAGAUGAGGAACUAACGAAAGGGGUCAAAAUAGUUGACACGGAGAAGGGACCACAGAUAGAAUUCUUAGAAGAAGAAAAAAGAAGAUUGGCAAAAAAAUGGGAGAAUACACUGAUCAUUAAAUUGCUAGGUGGCUCCACAGGAUUUAUGCAGUUACAAAGGAAAGUUCAACUUAUGUGGGGUAAGGCAGGAAAGGUGGAACUCAAUGUCAUCGGAAAUGGCUACAUGACCGCAACUUUCCAGGAUCUAGACGAUUACUACCUAGCAUUAGAAGGGGGGUCAUGGCUCAUACAGAAUCAUUAUCUGACAGUCCAAACAUGGAAAAGCAACUUCAAGGUGCGGAACGAGAAAAUACAAAAAGUCACCGUCUGGGUGAGGCUGCCAGGUUUACUAGGAGAUUAUUACGACCGAAAGUUCUUCUAUAAUUUGGGCAACAAAAUCGGGACAGCAAUCAAAGUUGACGAGAUGACUCUCACUCGGGCUCGAACAAUGUACGCUCGAAUGUGUGUAGAGGUGGACCUGAAUGCUCCUUUGCUGCCAUCAUACUCAGUAGAUGGAAAUGAGUUAAAAAUUGAAUAUGAAUGCCUCCAACAGAUUUGCUUCUUCUGCGGAAAAUUCGGCCACUCUUCUGAACACUGCCCUCUGAAAAAACAACCAGAACAAUCAGAAGCAAACCAAAAUGAGAGGCAGAAUGAACAGGAUGGAGAGAUUAAUCGAAGACAUGGGACUACUGGAGAAAAACCGGCAACCGUAUACGGUGGUUGGAUGGUGGUGCAAAACUCGAGAAGAGGGAGAAGAAACCUGACAACAGAUAGAAAAGCAGGACAGCAGCAGGGGGGCAAGACAGUUGAUAAUGACAGGAAACCUCUACAAGAAAUCACCAACACUGCUGCAGUGGAAAAAAGUGGUAGAAAGGAGGACAAAGUACAAGAGCAGAAAAAAGCAAAUGAGAAGAAGAAACAAGCACUAAAAGAGAAAAAGUCGUCCGAAAAAGCUUGUGCAACAUUGAAAAUAGAUGGUGACCAGAAAGAAGGAGGAACCUCCCAGAGGCUGAGAAGUGACAGCGAGAGGAGAAAGCAAGGGGCUGAAAAGACGAGGACACCAGCGAGAGAUGAAAAAGAGAAAGAAAGAGAAGCAAACUUGGGUCAAAUUCAAGACCAAACUAAUGGACCUAGGGAGAAAGGAGCGAGACCACCAGUUGAGACACAAAAAAUAAACAUAAUGGGCCAACUUGGGGAAGCCCAAACUGUACCUAAAACUCCGAAAGGAAUGCAAGUUGAAGAUAUUAUUAUGGAUAGUUCUUUAGAAAAUCCCCCAGUCAGUGUGGGCCCGAACAUGGCGUUGGAGGAUGACAAACCACCAGAACCAAUGGAGACUAAGGAAUUAAUGGGCCUAUCAGAAGUGGAGGAAACUUUCUACCACCAAGCAGAAGACCCCGAGAGCCAACAGGGAGUCUGGAACGCUAGAGGAGCAGCCGGAAGUGAUUUUGGUCAUGCUAUGAAAGAUAUGAAAAGGAGACUAAAGCCUUCUUUAGUAGUUUUAGUAGAAACUAGAUGCAGUGGAAUAAAUGCUCAGAAAGUUAUUAAAAGAAUGGGUUUCAAAUAUCAGGAGAUAGUAGAGGCAACUGGAAUGUCUGGAGGUAUAUGGAUAUUAUGGGAUGAUGAAAAUAUCACGCUAAGAGUCCUAGAAAAGCAUCACCAAUUCCUGCAUUGUGAGGUGAAUGGCCUAAAAGGAAGUGAGUGGCUCUUCACAGCAGUUUAUGCUAGUCCUCGAGCAGCUAAGAGAUAG
Molecule: messenger RNA, 1938 nt
Organism: Neltuma alba
Lineage: Eukaryota; Viridiplantae; Streptophyta; Magnoliopsida; Fabales; Fabaceae
Exons: 3
Coding region: 1-1938 (645 amino acids)
Molecular function (GO): zinc ion binding; nucleic acid binding
Source: RefSeq, a predicted model, not a curated record